CAAGAGUUGGCUACCCCGAACCACCUGUACCUUCAAGAUCAAGAUCAAGAUAAGGCACCGUGGGAGAGGCAGGCUGACGGCGGCGCUGGUGUUGUCUGUGUGUGUGUAUGAGUGUGGAUUUUCUUCCCUCUCUUAUCACUGAGGAGGAGCAGAGGGUGACAAAAUGGCUGCGGCGAGGUUUUCCGAGUUGUUCCGAGUGUCCAGGGCUGCGGUGAUUGCCAUGGUGCACGUGAGAGCCCUGCCUGGCACCCCUCUGGCCCACCACAAUGUUGGGGACUUGGUGAAGAGGGCAAGGAGGGAGGCUGAAAUCUAUGUGGAGGCUGGCGUGGACGCAAUACUGGUUGAGAACAUGUUUGACCUGCCGUACGUGAAGGGUGACCAGCUGGGCCCGGAGGUGGUGGCCUGCAUGACCCGGGUGUGUCACGAAGUCAGGUGUGUCACCCCCCCACACCUGCCUUGUGGGGUGCAGGUACUAGCGGGGGGCAACCAGGCAGCCAUCGCCAUUGCCCAGGCUAGCAAUUUUCAGUUUGUGAGAGCAGAGGGGUUUGUGUUUGGCCAUGUGGGUGACGAGGGACUGACCGAGGCGUGCGCUGGCCCCCUCCUGCGCUACCGGAGGGCUGUGGGGGCUGAGGAGGUGCUGGUGCUGGCCGAUAUUAAGAAGAAACAUUGUGCCCAUGCCAUGACAGGGGACGUCACCAUAGGGGAGACGGCAGGGGCGGCGCAGUUCUUCCUUGCCGAUGGUGUGGUGGUGACAGGGGCGGCGACAGGGGCUGAGGCUGACACGGAAGAGCUGCAGGAGGUGCUGGAGAGUGUUGACCUGCCGGUGCUGGUUGGGUCAGGGGUCACCAGGGACAAUGUACACACAUACAUACGUGCACAUGGUCUCAUUGUGGGGUCUCACUUCAAGGAGGGUGGCAGGUGGACAGGUGAGGUGGAGCCAGAGAGAGUGAGGCAGUUCACUGAGCUCGUUAAGAGGCUGAGAGAACAGGUAAAGGACUAAUUAGAGACAGGUGGUGAUGGUGGUUGAUUGACAGACAGACAGACAGACAGACAGACAAGUUACAUAAAUAUUGACAGACAGACAGACAGACAGAUAAGGUUAGAUAAAUAUUGACAGACAGACAGACAGAGAAGAAGGUAAGGAAUUAAAAGGUAAAAACUAGUUAAUUUGCUUGUAAUUGUUGUUUUUUGUGUUAAAUUGUUGAGUUUAUGAAUAUUCUGUAUUUUAUUUAUGUAAUGUAUUUUUGUAUGAUGUAUAAAUUGGUAUGAAUAUUGUCA
Molecule: messenger RNA, 1278 nt
Organism: Portunus trituberculatus (swimming crab)
Lineage: Eukaryota; Metazoa; Arthropoda; Malacostraca; Decapoda; Portunidae
Exons: 9
Coding region: 164-1000 (278 amino acids)
Source: RefSeq, a predicted model, not a curated record